Molecule: messenger RNA, 444 nt
Organism: Cylicocyclus nassatus
Lineage: Eukaryota; Metazoa; Nematoda; Chromadorea; Rhabditida; Strongylidae
Source: the annotation of a GenBank genome assembly
AUGCACUCAUAUACGAGCAACGAAAACAACUGUAUAGUUUAUUUGUCCUUCGCUGUUUCUAUCAAGCGGUUAUCUCCUCAGACAAGGAUGUAUUCUUUGAUAAUAGCGACGUUCUUCUCAUACAUUCUCCUAAUAACAGCUCAGCCACAGAAAGACUGCAAAUGGCUUUGUCAUGGACUUCUAACUGAUCUUCAAGACUAUGAAGGAGAUCCAAAUAAAUUAGCAGAGACUCUCAUGGAUACUUGCGAGAAUGAUGUAAAAUUUGGGCUAAUCGCUAACGAUCCUAUUGAUACGGAAUGCCCGGAUUUUUGUAAGAAGUUCAUACCAAUAAUCGUGAAAGACAAACAGCUCAGGGAAGAUCUUGCUAAUGCUACGGAUUCUAUGGGAGCAAUAUUGGGAUUUUGCGACAAGUACGACUAUGGAGCUGUGAGGAAGGCACCUUAA